This is a messenger RNA of Erinaceus europaeus (western European hedgehog), 3308 nucleotides long. It is a transcript of the gene XKRX, whose product is annotated as XK related X-linked. The record is from RefSeq and is a predicted model, not a curated record. Lineage: Eukaryota; Metazoa; Chordata; Mammalia; Eulipotyphla; Erinaceidae. The coding region runs from base 1091 to 2440 and encodes 449 amino acids. The transcript has 3 exons. Gene Ontology annotation, cellular component: membrane.
CGUCUGCGGUUCUUGGGGAAAAAGGAAAGCUGCACCCUCCCUCGGGGUCCAGUGGCUGAGGUGUCAAGUGCUUCUGAAGACGCACUCACUCUCCUUUGUUUUGGUGGCGCUUCUGGAUUCCAAGCAUCCUUUGGCCACUGCUUGCAAAGCUCAGGUGUUAGUGUCUCCAGUUGUCCCUCCCACUUCACCCGCCUCCGCCUGCCUGGCGUCUCUGGGCCCAGCGCCGCAGAUCUCUCAGAGCUGGAGCUGCGGACCAGGCAGGAGCCCAGCAGCAGAAGGCGGCACCCAAGAGUCUGGCGACAUUUGCCCCUCUGGCUGGACACUCUGCAGGUCGUGCUUCUCACUAGCAAAGUUUCUUAGUGGAAAAGAAGCCCCUUUACUUUUUUCUUGAUCCUGUAGCGUGGCGCCCUCUCUCUGAAGGCUGCUUUCGGGAACUUGGCUGUGGCAUUGCUUCAAUGCUGGGUCUGGCUGAUUUAGGCGGCGAAGUUUGAGGGGAUCCGAGUAGCAACCCGGAGCCUCCCCACCCCCCGCCGCCCCCUCCGGCUCAGCGCCUGUCCGUUUGGGCGAGCUAAUAACUACAGCCUAACAUUACCGAAGUGGAACCAAGAAUCCACGUGGGCACAGCAAAGUAUGCGCCCCCUCUUUUGCUCUGGCUCUGUCAGUUGGUUCUCCAGUGAUUUGACAGGACCUAGCCCUCAGGACUUGUAGCCAGGAAGUGCUGAGUGUCAGCAUCUAGAUAGAGUGGCUACCCUAUAGCCUGGUCUUUGAAAAGGAAAGACACCACGGACACAGCUGUUCCUGUGGCUCUUCACGCGCCAGGAAUUGGAGUCCAGGCCGGAUGCUUGUUUUUGCCUUAUUCAGGUUUCACAGCACUUGUGCUGAAUGCAGUCCUGGGUUAAUCCAGAGUUUGCUACUGGGCUACUGACCCUGACUCCGACAAUAUCACUAGAGAAUACAAGUUUGCAGCUCCAUCCGUCUUCAUUCUGGAAUCGGACUUGGCAUCUCUUCACGAACACUUGGACUACAGUAGCUACGGGAUUCUUGUCAGGGGCGAGGGUGGGGAGGAGUGGUGCACUGACGUACCUCAACAAUGGACCGAGUUUAUGAAAUUCCCGAGGAGCCAAAUGUGAAUCCCAUUUCAUCUCUGGGGGAAGAUGUCAUCCGUGGGUCCAACCCCCGAUUUACCUUCCCAUUCAGCAUCCUCUUUUCCACCUUUUUGUACUGUGGGGAGGCUAUAUCUGCUUUGUACAUGGUUAGAAUCUACCGCAAGAAUAGUGAAACCUACUGGAUGACAUACACUCUUUCCUUCUUUAUGUUUUCAUCUAUUAUGAUCCAGUUGACCCUCAUUUUUGUUCACAGAGAUCUGGCCAAAGACAAGCCUCUGUCAUUAUUUAUGCAUCUAAUCCUCUUGGGACCUGUUAUCAGAUGUUUGGAGGCCAUGAUUAAGUACCUUACACUGUGGAAGAAAGAGGGGCAAGAGGAGCCCUAUGUGAGCCUCACCCGAAAGAAGAUGCUAAUAAAUGGCGAGGAGGUGCUGAUAGAAUGGGAGGUGGGCCACUCCAUCCGGACGUUGGCUAUGCACCGCAAUGCCUACAAACGUAUGUCACAGAUCCAAGCCUUCCUGGGCUCUGUGCCCCAGUUGACCUAUCAGCUCUAUGUGACCCUGAUCUCUGCAGAGGUUCCCCUGGGUAGAGCUGUGUUAAUGAUCUUUUCCCUGAUAUCUGUGACCUAUGGAGCUACCCUCUGCAAUAUGUUGGCUAUCCAGAUCAAGUAUGAUGAAUACAAGAUUCGUCUUGGGCCACUAGAAGUCCUCUGCAUCACCAUCUGGCGGACAUUGGAGAUAACUUCCCGCCUCAUGAUUCUGGUGCUAUUCUCAGCCACCUUGAAACUGAAGGCUGUUCCCUUCUUAUUGGUCAACUUUCUGAUCAUCCUCUUUGAGCCUUGGGUUAAGUUCUGGAGGAGUGGUGCCCAGAUGCCUAAUAACAUUGAGAAAAAUUUCAGCCGUUUUGGCACCCUGGUAGUACUCAUUUCUAUAACUGUCCUCUAUGCUGGUAUCAACUUCUCUUGCUGGUCAGCCUUGCAGUUGAAGUUGGCAGACAGGGACCUUGUUGACAAAGGUCAGAACUGGGGACAUAUGGGCCUGCACUAUUGUGUGAGACUGAUAGAGAAUGUGAUCAUGGUCUUGGUUUUUAACUUCUUUGGAGUUAAAGUGUUACUGAAUUACUGUCAUUCAUUGAUUGCCUUGCAACUGAUUAUUGCUUAUCUGAUUUCUAUUGGCUUCAUGCUCCUUUUCUUCCAGUACUUGCAUCCAUUGCGCUCACUUUUUACCCACAAUGUAGUGGAUUACCUCCACUGUGUCUGCUGCCACCGACACCCUCAAAACAGGAUUGAGAAUUCACAGCCAUCAAUAGAAACUGAAGCAAGACAAAACAUUGUCUGAUUCUAUAUUCUGGGUAUUUGAAGAUGUGUUGAGGGUUGCCAAAAGUAACUGUGAAAUUAAAGAAGAAGAGGAAGCUCAUGGAUGAGAAUACAUCAGAGAUGUUUUCUGGUAAGCUUGUCAGAAGAAAGAGCAACACCCAAAUAUGUUUUUUUUUCAUUUGAUCAAUAUUUGUUGCUACAUUUGGACACCAGAGUAGGUGCCAUAUACUCAGAAGGGUCAUAAAUACCAUCUCCCACCUAAGUCAGUUGUCUGCUUUGCAGGACAACUUACCUCCACAUUCUUUAGGCUUUCUGUGACCUUCUAACCUUAUUUAUUUGCUAGAGAUAUUACUGAGGUUUUCUAGGACUGAGCUGAAAGUUCAGAAUUCCACCAGAAUAUAUCCUGAUAUGAAAGCAAAGAAUGUGGCAGUUUGUUAACUAAAUCAGUGUGACUUAUGAGGAACCUGUAAGUAUAAAUGUGGCUGGAGUCCUUUAAUUCUAGUGAGAAACAGAUUAAGAAGGAAAAAUACUGCUAUUAAAAGAGCUGCUCUCUAAAUAAACAUAUUCUUCAUUGGGAUUUUGCUAGUGAUCAUUCAUUAAGGACCUCUCUUUUCAGUGACCAUUCAUAGGCACACUCUGAGGAGAAACAGAGUGCAAGAUUCCUUUAGAACAUAAGCCAGAAAGAUUCUCUUUUUCAGGCACCUAUGUGGGCCUCCAGAUAGUUCAGUGGAGCGGUUAAAUAAAAUAUCUCACCUGUGCCUCAUUAUCAGGGAUUCUCUCCAAUCCAGCUUUUGGCGUUUUACUAUUUUAUGUGGACCUCAGAGAAGCUGAACUGUAAUUGAUAGUGUUUGUAACCUAUGAAAGAAAUAAAAAGUUGCUUGUACCACCUA